Molecule: messenger RNA, 1562 nt
Organism: Ochotona princeps (American pika)
Lineage: Eukaryota; Metazoa; Chordata; Mammalia; Lagomorpha; Ochotonidae
Gene: NCF1
Product: neutrophil cytosolic factor 1
Exons: 11
Coding region: 85-1260 (391 amino acids)
Biological process (GO): superoxide anion generation; respiratory burst
Cellular component (GO): NADPH oxidase complex; cytoplasm
Molecular function (GO): protein binding; superoxide-generating NADPH oxidase activator activity; phosphatidylinositol binding
Source: RefSeq, a predicted model, not a curated record
GGAGGCAACUUCCUCUUUGCAGCUUACUUAAGGCUUCUACGGGGUGAGGCGCACCCCGGAGACGGAGCUGCAAGGCUGACGGCCAUGGGGGACAUCUUCAUCCGUCACAUAGCCCUGCUGGGCUUCGAGAAGCGCUUUGUGCCCAGCCAGCACUACGUGUACAUGUUCCUGGUCAAGUGGCAGGACCUCUCAGAGAAGGUCGUUUACCGGCGGUUCACCGAGAUCUACGAGUUCCACAAGACGUUAAAAGAAAUGUUCCCCAUUGAGGCAGGAGAAAUUAACCCAGGUGACAGGAUCAUCCCCCACCUCCCAGCCCCCAGGUGGUUUGAUGGGCGGCAGCGAGUAGCCGAGAGUCGCCAGGGCACCCUCACCGAUUACUGCAGCGCGCUCAUGGGGCUGCCCACCAAGAUCUCGCGCUGUCCCCACCUGCUGGACUUCUUCAAGGUGCGCCCAGAAGACCUGCAGCUCCCUACUGACAGCCAGGCAAAGAAGCCGGAGACAUACUUGAUGCCCAAAGAUGGCAAGAGCCGCAUGGCAGACAUCACAGGCCCCAUCAUCCUGCAGACCUACCGUGCCAUCGCCAACUAUGAGAAGAGCUCGGCCUCGGAGAUGGCGCUGGCCACGGGCGACGUGGUGGAUGUCGUGGAGAAGAAUGAGAGUGGCUGGUGGUUCUGCCAAAUGAAGACCAAGCGUGGCUGGGUCCCCGCGUCCUUCUUGGAGCCCCUGGACAGCCCUGAUGAGGCGGAGGACCCUGAACCCAACUAUGCAGGUGAACCCUAUGUCGCCAUCAAAGCCUACACCGCCGCGGAGGAGGACGAGAUAACCCUGGCCCAGGGUGAAACCAUUGAGGUCAUUCAUAAGCUCCUGGACGGCUGGUGGGUGGUCAGGAAAGAUGACACCACGGGCUACUUUCCCUCCAUGUUCCUGCAGAGGUCGGGGCAGGAGCUGACCCAAGCCCAGCGGCACAUCAAAGGCCGAGGGGCGCCACCCCGCAGGUCGACCAUCCGCAACGCGCACAGCAUCCACCAGCGCUCGCGGAAUCGCCUCAGCCAGGACACCUACCGCCGCAACAGCGUGCGCUUCCUGCAGCAGCGCCGGCGUCCCCAGCGGCCGGGCCAGCUCGGAGCCAGCAGCCUGCAGCAGGCGCCCCAGCCGCAGGGCGCGAAGCCGCAGCCCGCGGUGCCCCCGCGCCCCAGCGCCGACCUUAUCCUGCACCGUUGCAGCGAGAGCACCAAGCGCAAGCUGGCGUCGACCGUGUGAGGCCGAGCGGCGCCGUUCCUGUGUAUAGUGUAUAUAGCCUGAGGUCCGGACGCUACGGGUAGAGCUCGCCACUGCCGCCCACGCGACAGGGCCACCUCCUCCAUGAAGCUGGCUGGAAUGAGACAGGGGCUCCGGGGAGAUGGAGGUGGCCUGGGCUCUGCCCGCGGGGUAUUUGUAGAAUGAGGACAGAGGCCUGUGGACUUGCUGGGGAGGAAGUUGCAAAUUCUGUGGUGCUUGCUGCCCAACCAGUCUUGAUCAAGAGCAAGUUUUGCAAGGGCAGGAGGAACUAUAGUUCCUCUCCU